GUAGUACGUUUAAUAUUACUCGCGCGGCCUAGUAUUUUUAUUUAUUACCCUCUAAAAUGGUUUAUAUUAAAUGAAGUGGGUCGCAACAACUGAUCCAAAAUGGGUUUAGACUUCGACGUUCUAGAGUUUUGCAAAAAACUCCGUCAAAACCGGCCUCCACCUUACCAAUGUCCUUUGGAAAAGUGUGACAAAGUAUACAAGAGUUUGUGUGGGCUGCAGUAUCACCUGGUGAAUUACGAUCAUGACAACCCGACGCCCGCUACCCCGGCCUCCGUUAGCCACCGUAAGAAGGGCAGAUCGACGCGGGCGCCAGUACCGACCGGCGAUAUAGCCCUGCAAAGUCCACCGAAAGAAGCCCUAACUUUUGCUGAAGCUCAGAAAGUGGUCCAGUUCGAGAUAGAUGGCAAAAUUAGCAGGAUUCCUAUAGAUCAGCCCCUGCCGAUAAUGUCGCUUGAGGAUUGGGAAAAGAAGAAUGCAGAGCUUGAAAAACCAGUGCCGUUUGUUGAGCCACCGCCUGAACCGCAUGUGAAACUGCCUGAAGCCAGCUUCAAGCUCAUUGAGGAUUACAAUGAAAGAGUGUGCGAUGCCCCUCCCCGCCCAAAUGCCUACAUCCGCUUCAUAGAGAAGUCUGCGGAGGAAUUAGACGGUGAAGUGGAGUAUGAUGUGGACGAGGAAGAUACAGCGUGGCUUGAAAUUAUCAACAAGACGAGGGUCAAGCAAGGUCUGCCGCCUGUUUCAGUUGAUACCUUGGAGCUGUUGAUGGAUAGAUUGGAGAAAGAAUCCUACUUCCAGGCGUCUCAAACGGGCCAACAAACAGCGGCCCAGGUAGAUGAAGACGCAGUGUGCUGCAUCUGCAUGGACGGUGAAUGCCAGAACACCAACGUCAUCCUAUUCUGUGACAUGUGUAACUUGGCUGUGCAUCAGGACUGCUAUGGGGUGCCAUAUAUACCCGAGGGCCAGUGGCUGUGCCGGCGAUGUCUGCAGUCUCCAUCUCGCCUUGUCAACUGUGUACUUUGCCCAAAUACUGGAGGAGCCUUCAAGCAGACAGACCAAGGCACGUGGGCGCACGUGGUCUGCGCUCUCUGGAUACCUGAAGUUCGUUUUGCGAACACCGUGUUUCUGGAGCCUAUAGAUUCGAUUGAGAUGAUCCCAGCAGCCCGCUGGAAACUGCAGUGCAUGGUGUGCAAGCAGCGGGCCUCUGGCGCUUGCAUCCAGUGCCACAAGAGCAACUGCUACUCUGCCUUCCAUGUCACCUGUGCACAACAGGCUGGAUUAUACAUGAAAAUGGAGGCGGCAGGCGCCGGGCGGGAUCCCAGUCAGCCGGUCCAAGUGGCCAAGAUGGCGUACUGCGACGCGCACACGCCGGCACACGUGCUGCAAGAACGUAGGGCUGCGGAGGCCGAGGGUGACGCCAAGCCGUCAGACUUGUCGGCUAUCAGGCAGAAGGGACGGGACAAGAUCAAACAGGCGCGUCGCGUCCUCGCAAUGAAGCGCACCUGGGCGCCCGUAGUCCUAGUUCCCACCCUCCCCGCCGAGCGCGUGGCCGAGGUGGCAGCACUGGCGCACGGGCCGCCCGCGUCGCGCGCGCAGCUCAUGAAGCGGCUGCUGGCGUAUUGGACGCUGAAGCGGCGUAGCAGGAACGGCGUGCCCUUGCUGAGGAGACUGCAGAGCACCACCUCACACCAUGGUACCAGAGGCAUUCCAGAUGGCACGGUCAACGUGCGAGAGCUUUGCAACCAGCUGAAGUAUUGGCAAAGGAUACGCCAAGACUUAGAGAGAGCUAGGCUCCUAUGUGAACUCGUCCGCAAACGCGAACGCCUAAAGGCCGAACACACUCGCGCGUGGGAGCGACUCGUGCUACAUCACCUCCGGCCCGAGCGGGCCGUCCUACACAAGCUACUGCGGCUGCUGCGACAGCGGGACCACAGCGACGUGUUCACCGAGCCCGUCGACCUGCUGGAGGUGCCUGACUACAGUACGGUAGUGAAGCACCCUAUGGACCUGAGCACCAUGGGAAAGAAGUUGGACCGAGGCGCGUACAAAACCGUAGACGAUGUGGAGGCCGACUUCACGCUCAUGAUAGACAACUGCCUCGCCUAUAACAACAAGGACACUGUGUUCUACAAGGCCGCAAUAAAAAUGCGAUCCCAAUGCCUCCCGGUGUUCCGGCAAGCGCGGCGCGACGUGCGCGCCGCCGGCAUGCCGCAGCUCGCCGGCGCCGGCGACGCCCACUCCAGCCCCGAGCGAGAGGCGCCGCGCGAGCGGGACAGGGCGAGGUCCACCAGGAGGAGCGUCGACUCGAGGCGGAGCCGCAGCAGGGCCAGCAGCAGCGACAGCGGGAACACUGCCGACACCCGUAGUUCGCGCGCCAGGUCGCGAGCGCGCAGCCGCGGCCGCCGCGCCUCGCCGCGCAGGAGCCUCCGCCGCGACUCGGACGAUGACAACAAUACCCGCGACAGCUCUCCGGUGGUGUCGAAGUCUAAAGUAAACGCGAACUGGUGGCGCGGGCGCGGGCGGGGGCGGGGCCGGCGCGGCCGGGGGCGGGGCCGCGGCCGCAGCGUGCCCAGGGGGCGGGGCGACCGAGGUAACCCGGCGGUGACCGACACGCCUACGUCGGGCUCCGAGACGCCAGCGCCGUCUAAACCCGUCGAGCGCACGCAAAAGCUGUCCACGCCGGAGAAAUCGCCGAACAAGUCGCCCAACAAGUCGCCCAACAAGUCGCCCGUCAAGUCCGCCAAGUCGCCCCUCAAGACGGCCAGCUCAGGUUUGGGUCUCAUCGGAGGUUUGAGGAAGCCAACGCUGCUGCUUACUCCGACAACCGUCGCUACGCCGCCUAAGAGUUUCGGAUCCGAUGCGUCACUCCCCACUUUAUCAGCCAGCCUCGGCAGGCCGCUGGAGCCGUCACCCAAGAAGAAAGGCCGUGGACGACCGCGGAAGUGCGACAAGGACAAACAGACCUCUUCACCCGACUUAUUUCGGACGGGCCUCGGCGAAGGCAAGGCGCUGUCCACCCCCGUGCCGGCCUCGUUCCUGCAGUACCGCGGCACCACCGGCGAGGCCGGCUCCGACAGCGACCUCGCGCUCUCCAGGUCGUCGUCAAACAGCUCCGUGUGGUCGUGCUCGUCGUGCACACACUACGCCUCCGACCGCUCACGCUCCGCCAGCUCCAGCGACGGGUCUAGCUACAACGACACAAUGGACUCGACAUUGGAAGGCAGCGGCGCGGACCGCCGCGACCGGCGGCGGCGCACCUCGCAGUCCGACCAGAGCCGCUCCGGCCAAGACUCGCCCACCACACCGAUUAAGGGCCGCGGCACGCGCUCGUCCACGUCGAAGACGCCCGUGAAGAGUUCGCUCCAGCCAGACGUGAUCCUCGAGCCGCUGCAACUCGUCUGGGCCAAGUGCAGAGGCUACCCCUGGUACCCAGCUUUAAUAAUCGACCCAAAAAUCCCAAAAGGCUUCAUCUACAACGGCGUUCCGCUCCCAGUACCGCCACAAGACGUGCUAAACCUCAAGAAAAACCAUUCACACGAGCCAGUCCUCUACUUAGUACUAUUCUUCGAUGUCAAACGCACAUGGCAAUGGCUGCCGCCUAACAAGCUAGAACUUCUAGGGGUAGAGAAAAGCAUAGAUCAGGCUAAGCUGGUGGAAUCUAGGAAACCGGCUGAUAGGAAGGCGGUGAAGAAAGCCUACGGGGACGCGAUGCAGUUCAGGAAGCAGGUGGAUUGUGACAAAUGACACAGGUUUAGAUACAGGUCGAGGAGACCGAAUAGGAACAGGACGUUCAGCUUCGGGAACUUCUCCAUGAUGCAUAUUAGGACGCCAGAGGAUACGAGCGAUUCCAGCGAUUAAUGUAGUUUUGAAAUUUCUAUGUCUUGAGGGUGAGUUAACU
Cydia amplana is the source of this 3892-nucleotide messenger RNA. RefSeq names its product bromodomain-containing protein 1 (gene Br140). Gene Ontology annotation, molecular function: protein binding. The coding region runs from base 100 to 3738 and encodes 1212 amino acids. The record is from RefSeq and is a predicted model, not a curated record. The transcript has 22 exons. Gene Ontology annotation, biological process: regulation of transcription by RNA polymerase II. NCBI's taxonomy places the organism in Eukaryota, Metazoa, Arthropoda, Insecta, Lepidoptera, Tortricidae. Gene Ontology annotation, cellular component: MOZ/MORF histone acetyltransferase complex.